Messenger RNA from Choloepus didactylus (southern two-toed sloth), 414 nucleotides. It is a transcript of the gene SELENOK, whose product is annotated as selenoprotein K. The record is from RefSeq and is a predicted model, not a curated record. Gene Ontology annotation, cellular component: Golgi apparatus; endoplasmic reticulum membrane. NCBI's taxonomy places the organism in Eukaryota, Metazoa, Chordata, Mammalia, Pilosa, Megalonychidae. Gene Ontology annotation, biological process: endoplasmic reticulum calcium ion homeostasis; calcium ion transport. The transcript has 4 exons.
GUCUCUUUUCUGUCACUGUUUGUCUAAUGUUGGCCUGUGACGUUGGAGGUCACAGUUUUUGUAAGUAGAAAAGGAAUCCAAGAGGGUGAGGCCCGUCAGUCGCUCCCGGAACGAGGAGCGAGUGGAAAGAUGGUUUACAUCUCGAAUGGACAAGUGUUGGACAGCCGGAGUCAGUCCCCAUGGAGAUUAUCUUUGAUAACAGAUUUCUUUUGGGGAAUAGCUGAGUUUGUUGUCUUGUUUUUCAAAACCCUGCUUCAGCAAGAUGUGAAGAAAAGAAGAGGCUAUGGAAACUCCUCUGAUUCCAGAUAUGAUGAUGGAAGAGGGCCACCAGGAAACCCUCCCCGAAGAAUGGGUCGAAUCAAUCAUCUGCGUGGACCUAGUCCUCCUCCAAUGGCUGGUGGAUGAGGAAGGUAA